Camelina sativa (false flax) is the source of this 753-nucleotide messenger RNA. Lineage: Eukaryota; Viridiplantae; Streptophyta; Magnoliopsida; Brassicales; Brassicaceae. The record is from RefSeq and is a predicted model, not a curated record.
UAUCAGAAAACCAAAAAAAAGAGUAGAUUGUUGUCAUGUUAUUGUGCUCUGCAGGGUUCACUGCAUGCACUUAUUUUCUAAUUUUUUGUUGUAGAAAUUGUGAAUUGAGAUCCUUAAUGCAGAAUUAUGUUUUUUUUUUGUCAAACAUUUUAACUUACUUUUACAGAAUAGUGUUCAUGUGUUGAGAUAAUUAUAAACAAAUUUUAAUGCAAAAAAAAAAAUUAAAAUCCACUCUUUUUGUUUGGAAAAUGAAUUUUCGACUGACUUUAAGUAGUCAUGGUGGGAGGAGGAAGUACUAAACCGACGGCAACUGGAGAAGGAAGUAAACCGAAGGCAACUAUAGAUGAUGCAUAUGCAUAUCUAAGCGCUGUGAAGAAUACAUUUCAUGAUGAGCGUGAUAAAUAUGACGAUUUUAUAGCAAUCAUGACCAAAUUUAAAGCUCGGAAACUUGAUAGGAAUGCUUGCAUUGAAGAGGUCAAAGAACUGCUUAAAGGACAUCGAGACUUGAUUUCGGGUUUCAAUGUAUUCUUGCCAAAAUGUUUGGAGAUCGCCGAUCGAUGCGACUACUUAGGCCAAAAUAUGAAAUGAUUGGAGACUCAGGACAAUUGCAUUACUGAAAAAGAAAACCACACAAUGGAUAGAUUUAAGAAAUUAAGAAAUCAAACUACUAUGAGUCGGCGGUCGGCACAUUACAAUAAUUAGAAAAUAUUUUCAUUAAUUAAAUAAAUUACUAUUCUCAUCAUCUUUGGCUUA